Molecule: messenger RNA, 1401 nt
Organism: Closterium sp. Naga37s-1
Lineage: Eukaryota; Viridiplantae; Streptophyta; Zygnematophyceae; Desmidiales; Closteriaceae
Source: the annotation of a GenBank genome assembly
AUGUCGGCCAUUGCAUCCGGAGGCCAUCUCGUCGAGCUACUGGAGAGGCUCGCGGAGGUCGAGGCGUCGCAGAAGAAGCUCGUCGCCGACGUCUUUGCAAAGCACAGCGAACAAGCCGGUGUUUUCAACAAGCUUGUUGCGGAUUUUCGGACGAGCUGGAAUUUGUUUUCGGAGUCGUCGAAGAGCACGCUGAAGCAGUGCGCAGACGCUGUAAAGGGUGUCGCGGAGGAGAGGAAGCUGUUGGAAGAGGCGCGCACGAAGGUCGACGAGAUGAGCGGGAAAAUCAUCGAAGGGGUGGCAGCCGCCAUCACAAAAGCGAGCGAGGACGCCGUCGAGAAGCAGCUGAAGCAUGUCGAGGAGCGGCUGGUUGAGAAAGCCGUGAAGGAUGACUUGUUCUACUCGACCCUCCCGCCAGAGAGCAUGAAGGAGUUGAAGGACAUAGUGAAAAAAGGGUAUGAAGAAGCUGAAGCUGGCAGGUUGGAAGUCCUCACCGAAGCAAUGGCGAGAGGGUUUCGGGGCUCGGCGGGCCCGUCGACGAGGUCGCGUCAGGAGGAGGGGGUGGCUGGUGUUCGCAGCGGGGUUGAGCCUCGAGUUCAUGAGCGCUCGGUUCCUCCUUCGUCGGUGGGAGGACAUGGCCUCGGGAAAAAGGGUGGGAAAGGAGUGGUUGGGGGGGAGAAAAGUGGUGCCUUAAUCGAGUCCGUCGCCUCAGUCGGGAUAGGAGCCGUGGGAAAGCGAGGUGCCUCUACCCCGUCCGGCGGCGCUGCGGGGAAAGGAGCGGGGGAGACACGGGGUGCUCCCAGCCAGGUCGUCGUCGCUGUUGGGUUGCUGUCGAAGACAAAGGCCGACUCAGCUGCGCAGCUCGGUAUUGUUGGCCCUCAUGUCGAGCCUGUGGGAAAGAGGGUGUCGUCCUCUACCGCUCCCGUUGCUCCUGUCGCAGCUCCCGUCCUAGGCGACGUCCGCCUUAGCGAACCGGCGUCCCCUCCUCCUGGUCCACGAGACUCCCCUUCUGCGUCGAAGAAAAGGCAGGCGGAGAAGGCGAAAAAAGCCAGGGUGCUCCGCUACGCCGCACCUCCUCCGCCGGACGCCGAGGGCAAGGUGAGGGGCGCCAUAGCUCCUUUCAAAGGCCCGGCCAUGUGGAUUAGGAGUGGGAAGCCCGUUUCGGAGCAGACUGUAGGCGGGAGGAAGCGGUUUCUCGGCACUUUUGAAACGGUGGAGGACCAGAAGUUCUGUACGGCCAUCUGCUGGCGCGUUUACUUCCCCGACGUAAAACUGGACGAGUACGAGGGGUUCACGGCGGAUGAUGUGAAGGAAUGGAAGCAGUAUCUCAAUGUCGCCGCUAGUUUGCCGACCGGAGUGUGGAGCGUGGCGCAAGAACAAGGGCAGUGUCGUUUAGACGAGUGA